Molecule: messenger RNA, 207 nt
Organism: Gongylonema pulchrum
Lineage: Eukaryota; Metazoa; Nematoda; Chromadorea; Rhabditida; Gongylonematidae
Source: the annotation of a GenBank genome assembly
GUGAUGCAUCAUGGUUUCAAUUAUUUUUUAUUCAAUAUGGCUCUAGCGGAUUUUCUCAUAGCACUUCUGAAUGUUGGCACAACGUGGACAUUUAAUUUCUAUUACGAUUGGUGGUUUGGCGAUUUUUGCGCAGCAAAUUUGUUUUUUGGCGUCGCGCCAACCUGCGUUUCUGUUUUCACGAUGACCGCUGUGAGCUGGGAUAGGUAA